Molecule: messenger RNA, 3592 nt
Organism: Polypterus senegalus (gray bichir)
Lineage: Eukaryota; Metazoa; Chordata; Cladistia; Polypteriformes; Polypteridae
Gene: ankrd34bb
Product: ankyrin repeat domain 34Bb
Exons: 2
Coding region: 282-1856 (524 amino acids)
Molecular function (GO): protein binding
Source: RefSeq, a predicted model, not a curated record
GCAAACAAGCAAAUUCACCUGCGGCAGAUAUUGUUGGUACUGAGUUUGCUGGCCGAAACUAAUCCUAAUCUUUGCAAACGGAAACGUCAACAUCUUUUGCCUUCGUUGUAAAGAGAAGAAAAUAAAAUAUCGUAACAAGCUGUUGUCUAAUGGAGUAACUGAACUUGUGUGAUUCAGGACUUCACACAUCUCUGCCAAUGUGCGAAUAAUGGGUGACCUGAGACCACGGUGUGGGUGUUUUUUGUAGUACUAAUGGCAUCAAAUUAAGAUACCUGUUUACAAUGGAGGAGGCCUUGGAGGUACGAACAGAUGGGAAUUCCCUGCUGAAAGCUGUUUACCUGAGCAGACUACGUCUUACUAGGCUUCUGCUGGAAGGAGGUGCUUACAUUAAUGAGAGCAAUGAGAGAGGUGAGACACCUUUGAUGAUUGCCUGCAAGACAAAGCAUGUGGACCAGCAAAGUGUCAGCAAGGUGAAAAUGAUAAAGUACCUCCUAGAAAAUAAUGCUGACCCUAACAUUCAAGACAAGUCUGGUAAGACUGCACUGAUGCAUGCGUGCCUAGAAAGGGCUGGUGUUGCUGUGGUUUCUUUGCUUUUAAAGAGUGGAGCUGAUCCCAGUUUGGAAGACCAUUCACAUUGCUCUGCUCUUGUCUAUGCGGUGAACUCUGAUGACAAAGAAACACUUAGAAUUUUACUAGAUGCCUGCAAAGCAAGAGGAAAGGAAGUCAUCAUCAUCACCAAGGACAAGUCACCAUCAGGAAAACAGACAACCAAGCAGUACUUGAAUGUACCCCCACUUUCAGACAUGGAGGACAGGCACUCUCUUCUACCCUGCAUGUCCCCUUCUGAGAUUGAGUUGAAAACUACUUCUUCCUCAAUAGCUUCUGCUAACCAAGAGAAUUGCAUGUUCAGUUUCAAAGAACAGGGACCCCACUGCAGUGGAAAAGGUUCUUCUCAACCUGGUUCUCCUACCAGAAAGCCAAAACUUUCUCAAGGCGUGGCAAGAAUCCUCCAUCUUCAACGCCUUCACUCUGAGCCUUGGCUGAAAGUCCCUCAGUCGCUCCUGCAAGCAAAUAAAGCUGCACCCUUAAGUGAAGACCCCCAAGACAAUGGCUCUGAGGAUGAGCUCUCUCAUGAUAUAGGUGGCUUAUCAUUACAAAAGCAACAGGUCACUCGGCACCAGAGCAUUGAUGUGAAGGACACUUGUAACUUGUUGAAAACUUUAGACCAAAACCCAGGCAGUGGAACAUUCAGAAAAAUGUCAUAUGAUGAAAUUUACUCACAUUUGUCACAUACUGACAUUAACCAAAAUAGUGGUACCAUCCCAGUUGAUCAAGACUCCAAUUCUGUUCACAUUCUGGGAAUGACAAGUUUAAGAAAUAUUGUACAUCGGCAGAACGUUGGGGUAGAUCAUUACAGUUCCGACUCCCAGCUACCCCUUUAUACUGCAAAUGAUGAUAUUAAAGGGCAUUUAGAGAAAAAAAAAAUGCUUUCCACAUAUUCUUCUCUCCUUUCUGCUUCCAGAGAGUCUUUGGAGAGCACAUCAGUCACAUCAGUAGGCAGGAGGCCUCAUGGGCUGAUGGAACGCAGGGGUUCGGGGGCUUUAAUUUUGGAUCCCAUUUCUCACACUCGACCAGGCUACUUACCACCUCUGAAACCCCACCCACCUAUUCCAGACAUUGGUAUUAACAACACCAAGCACAGCAGCAUCAACAACUGCUCCUCUAAGCAUUUAGUUCCAUCUGCUCCCAGCUUCCCAAAAGAUCUCAAAGUAAAGAAAAUCCUAAUGCGUAGACACUCGAUGCAGACAGAACAGAUCAAGCAGCUUGUUAAUUUUGAGGAAAUAUUUGGCCAUUAGUGUGGGAAGACCUUAUCCUCAAAAAAAAAAAACUUGAGUAAUUUGCUACUUUGCAGUCUACAAUGGUUACUCCAACAUACAGUUGCAAAUUCUGAAUAAAAUAAAGCUGCUUAAACCAUGAGGUAGUCACUAAAAUUUCCAUAUCAUCUUCAAUGUACUGUCAGUAAAUAAAUCACUUUUUGUUAUUUUCAGAUUAAAUCCUUCGACUUUAGAAAAUUACUUUUAUAGAGUGGAAAACAUUUUUGAUUGAAAGGAAUAAUAAAAUAAGUUAAAGUGAAAUGCUUGCAAUGGGCAUCAGUGACACAUUACAACCAGAUAAAACUUGUCGUCACCAUUGGGUCUGCACUAUAUUGCUGCCGGCCUUUUCCACCACAGUGCUUGAUCCCAUCAUAAAGUUGUACCAGACUGAAGGCACAUUAUGUCAAGAUAUGACUGACCUGCAGAUUUUAUCUUACCUGGACUCUAAUCAUGUGAGGAUGAAAAACACUGCUGCAUUUACACAUACAAGUUGGAUUCUACCAGGUCUUCAAACUUCACCAACUUGACACUUGGGAGCUUCAGAACUGAAUAGCUUUUUUGUCUUGUGGAAAAUUUCUCUGUCCGAUCUCAUCUACCUGCACCUUUACCACCUAAGAAGCUAAUUCCACUGCCUCAGAUGUCUUCAGAAUGUUAACUUUUAAUUCAGUUUCUAACUUGUUUAGCAAUUAUAUUUACUUAUAGCUAGUAACAAGAAACGUUUGAUUGUAAAUAAAAUUGCAGUUGUGACAUACAUUAGUGCUGCAAUACUAAGUACUUUUAAGUGAAAGUUUAACUUUAUAAAGUACUGUAGAUCAAAGAUAUACUGGUUUUAUCAUUUUGGCUAGAUCUGCUUCUACAUUUCUGUCACUGAGGGCCAUAUGAAUAGAGCUAUAAAGUAUGCUUAAAUAUUAUUGCAGUCUUAGCUCUCAAGAAUAAAGUACAAUAAAAAUGGAAGCUGCACCAUCCAACAAUGUGGUUGUCACUGAAGAUACAUUAUAUGGCAUUACUGCUACAGUUUUGUUAGUUAAUUUUUUCCAAAGAAAGCUAUCCAUUACCAUCAGUGUGUUAUUGAGUGUUGUGCUGAAGUUGUUUGUGCUUGAACAGUGUUGAAAAUAAAUAAAUGACAAAAUAUCUGAAGAUAAACAACUUCUGCUUUAAUGUGAUCUACGUCAUCUGAUUGACUAACUCAACAACUUACAGUGUUUAGGUAACAUUGUGACACACCAAACAGAGGCUACUUGUCAUGACAAUGUUUAACAUUUGACUUUGUUUUUGUUUUUUUUAAACUUCUCUCUUAAAGACACUUGAAUAAGGUGACUCCAAAUUGGACCAAAAUAUACAUGUGUGAUGGACUGGCCUCUAUUCGAUAUUUGAUUCCUUCCUUGCACACCAUACUUCCAGAAUGAAACAAAUAGACUUAGAAAAUGUAUUGACGGAUGGAUCUUCAGUUACUAAUUCUUUGCUAAAAUGUAUAAGUUAAAGUUACUAUAAGGCCCUUCUGAACAUUUAUUUAUUAUGAGUUUUAGCAUCCUAUUGUUUGGGAAGUGUCAAUUUAUGUGGGGCACAUAGUGGCAGUUCACAGCUGGUGAAGUGAGUUGAAUCAAUUGUGUUUAAUUAAAGAAAGACAAGUACUUUGGAGACUAGACGUGCAGGCCACAAUAUUUAAAGAUCUUGAUAUAGUUUUUAGAACAUUCUUUUCCAGUAGAUUAUGGCUUGAA